Rhipicephalus microplus (southern cattle tick) is the source of this 501-nucleotide messenger RNA. RefSeq names its product THAP domain-containing protein 1-like. The record is from RefSeq and is a predicted model, not a curated record. NCBI's taxonomy places the organism in Eukaryota, Metazoa, Arthropoda, Arachnida, Ixodida, Ixodidae.
AUGGUGUACUGCUGCGUGCCCUCGUGCCACUCGCGCUCUGGGAAAAGCCCAGGUGCUUCAUUUCACAAAUUUCUAAGUGACGAAGAUUUGUGCGCCAAAUGGCAAAGGAACAUUGCUAGGAAGGAUUUAACUAUCAACGAUAGGUCGCCGUCAACGGUCGUGUGUAGCCAGCACUUCCUUCCGACUGACUACGCUACCGUGUGCCGCAUAAAGAAACUUUUGCCUGGUGCUGUGCCCACAGUUUUCCAAGGCUAUCCGGCGUACAUGAUGCCUCCUGCAAAAAGGCCUCGCAAGGAACCUGCUCCUCGGGCUGCUGUACCUCCUCUAAAACAAAUCAAGCGGAAGGCCCAGCUGCUUGAAUCGCUGCCUGUGGAAGAAAACGUGUCUGUCGAAUGCCAUGAAGACACCAAAAGCAUGAGCACGCAAACCACGAACAACUAUCACCAACGUGCAAGCCGGUACCUCUCCACUAUUUCGAGGCUUCGCUUUCAAGUGUCAUAG